This is a messenger RNA of Zingiber officinale, 2452 nucleotides long. RefSeq lists its product as uncharacterized. Gene Ontology annotation, cellular component: chloroplast. Lineage: Eukaryota; Viridiplantae; Streptophyta; Magnoliopsida; Zingiberales; Zingiberaceae. Gene Ontology annotation, biological process: protein phosphorylation. Gene Ontology annotation, molecular function: ATP binding; protein kinase activity. The coding region runs from base 38 to 1318 and encodes 426 amino acids. The record is from RefSeq and is a predicted model, not a curated record. The transcript has 12 exons.
CGACAGACGCGCACACACAGACUCACUCCGUUCUCCGAUGGCGCUGCCGAUUUCGUCGCUGAGUUAUCGCACGGUCCCUCUGACGGACACGAAUCCCUUGCUUGGCCGUAUUGGAUCCGCUUGGAGAAUUCAUCUUCCUCCUGGGAAGAAUCGCAGCGAUCGGAGGCGGAUGCUUUCGGUCACUGCCGCUCUCAUCACCGAGCCGGAUGCUUUCGAGGUCGGGAGGUUCGUCGGAAGCUACGGAUUCAUGAACAUCACCAGCUAUUCUUCAUUUCAAGGAGGGUUUCCUAAUGCUAAUUCAUCCGAAGUUCCUGGGUAUUUCCCCCAAGGCAUCGAUCGUCUGAGGGUUCAAGAUAUCGGCGAGGGUCGAGUGAAAAUAAGGCUUUACGAGGGAAGAAUAAUUCAAGGUCCAUUAAGUGGGACUCGAAUUAUUUUUAAGGUAUAUCCUGGACGACGAACUGGUGGUGUAGAAGCUGAUAUUAUGGCUACUAAUGAGCUAACUACCUAUGUUUUCCUCCAGAACAAUCCAGAUCACAUUUGUCCUAAUCUUCAGCUUUUGCUAGGUGGUUUUGAGACCAAAACUGGGGAGCAGUGGCUUGCUUUCAGAAAUGAUGGGAAAUAUAGUGCUGCUGAUUACUGCAUGCGUACGAGUCAAAAAAGUUCAGAGGAAAAUGCCAGAGGGAAGUUUUUUUGGAAUCCUUUCAAUAAGGAGGAAAAGAUUAACCAGAGAAGAUUUUUUAUAAUCAAACUGCUAAACGGGGCUAUCAAUGGCCUGGCUUACCUGCACAAUCACGAUAGAUUGCAUCAGAGUCUUGGUCCUUCUUCUGUUGUCUUAAACACCAUCAUGGAGAAGAAUGUGGCAUAUUUGGUCCCAAGGCUCCGUGACUUGUCCUUUGCAGUUGAUAUUAGGUAUUCAUCUUUAGGAGCACCUGAGAGUGUGUUAUCAGAAGGGCUAUGGCGAAGAGCAUUUGCGGCUGGGGCUUUUACUCCUUUGGAGAGACGAGCUUAUGGAAUAGCAGAUGACAUAUAUGAAGCAGGACUUCUUUUUGCAUACUUGGCAUUUGUUCCUUUUUGCGAGGCAGGGAUUAUUGAUAGCAUUUCCUUGCAAAGACUUUUCGAAAACAUGUUCCAGCUUGACCUUCUUGCGGCAAGAGAGUACUGUUCUGCAGAUGAUCGAUUAUCAGAAGCUGUCAAGUUUCUAGAUCUGGGAGAUGGUGCUGGCUGGGAGUUGCUUCAGAUUUGCAGUAAUAGGCAAGGGCCGAUUCCUGGCGAAGCCGACGGAAAUACCUCCCAUGUGAUGACCUGCUUGGUUUUCUAAUUUACCCCUCUACAAAUGACUAUGGGGCCAGCCGUGUGGGGCAUCCGGGAUCAGCGUAUGACCUUUUGAAGAAAUAGAUUUAAGGAAUUACACUUUUUGGCAUAUUAUUUUCUUAAAUGAAAUGUUGUUAUCUCUUUGUAACACAAUAACAAAAGGUAUGUUAUUACAAACAAGUUACUCUUUUAAGUUCUAACAUGAAGUUAUUACCUCGCUCCUCAACUCACACGGUCAAGUGAGCUUCGAUGCCAUAAUCUCUCUUAGCAAACCAUCAUUCCACCUGAUCCACUAAGAACCAUGGCGGUUCAUUAGCUUCCUCAGGAGAAUUAACUGUUUGAGAAAAAUCAGAGAAAACUUUGGCGCUUCUCAUUUCUUUUCCCAAGCAACCUAAAUAGUCUGGCACUCAUCUUGCAAUGGGGAAUGAGAGACCUCGGGCUUUCGUAAUCCUCUUCCUGUUGUUAUAUUCUUGAAUUUCUAAUGUUUAUUGGUUGAUAGUUGUGCUUAUUUGUGGGUCCUAACACAUUAAUUAAUGGGUCCUAACAUCAAUGCUUUAGUAGUCGAACACUCAUUUCAACUUAGGCUGCUUUCCCUUUUUCUUAUUAUUCAGGCAAUGCUGAACCCUGAUUACCGUCAACGUCCAAUUGCAGCAGCAGUAUUGAAUCAUCGGUUUAUGACAGUUGCUGUCCCAUGAAGAUCAUACAGUUUGUGGCAUUUAAUGACUUUACUAGCAAGGCCAUGCCAUGUAGUUGAUUUAUUCCCUUUGGCUGAGCCAAACGGUUUCUGGAUUUGCCAUGCUUGAGCAAUUUGAGAGUCAUGCUACUAAAUUGCAGACAUGCAAGGGAACCGUGUGCGCUGUGUUAAUUAUGUAGAUUAUGUGUAUAUUAACAAGUAAAGUUAAAUUAAGAAUAAAAGACGUUUAAGCCCUCUUUUUUAGUGGUUUUCUAUUUCUUUAGUUAGCAAAUUAAAUGCUUAAAAUUUAUCAUAUUCCUAAGUUUUGUUUUUUUUUCUGAAUGCGUGGAGAUUUUUAUACAUCAUUAGUUUAAAUGCAAAACAAGUAUUAUAUGAAUCUUUUUCUCGUCAAACUUUAUAUAUUUCUUUAUCACUACGUAUGCAUGCUUUAAAUUAUUGAAAACUAUA